AUGCGUCGAAUCCACCAUGCACUCGUGGCCUUGUCUUGGUUUCGAUCACCAUCUCCACUAGUCCCCCAAAAUAUCAUCCCAACGUCGACUCUGCUUCAAUUGCACACCUUACAUAUCUCGGAACUAAUUUCACCUACACCAACCAACGAAUCCUCCCUAGGGAUCGCUCAUGCUACUGUAAUCAAGAAUGCUGCUAUCACUCACUUGGAUGUGAGCAACUAUCUAUUGAGCUUAUAUGUAAAGUUCCGAAAUUUAACACUCGCCCACCAACUGUUCGAUGAAAUUCCUCAGAGAGAUGUGCGAUCAUGGACUAUCCUUAUUUCCGGGUUUUCACGAAUUGGAUCACACAACCUGGCCUUAGGUUUAUUUACCCAGAUGCAAAAGGAACGUAUUACCCCAAAUCAGUUCACAUUUUCGAGUGUUUUGAAGUGUUGUGGAAGUGCAAAGGAGCUUAACAUGGGUAAAACGAUUCUUGGAUGGAUAUUGAGAAAAGGGGUUUUUUUAGACACGACAUUACAGAAUUCCAUUCUUGAUUUCUAUGUGAAAUGUCAGGCUUAUGAUUAUGCCACAAAGUUUUUUGAAUUGAUGACUGAUAAAGAUACAGUCUCAUGGAAUAUAAUGAUCAGUGCACUUUUGAAGAACAAAGAUAUAAAAAAAGCUGAGGAUUUAUUCUUGCAAUUACCCAAUAAAGAUCCAGCAAGUUGGAAUACUAUCAUAGAUGGAAAUUUGCAAAAUGGGUAUGAACAAAGGGCACUCCAACUUCUUUACCAAAUGGUGACAAAUGGUACAUCUUUUACACAUUUUACUUUCUCAAUAGCUUUAAUAUUAGCAUCUUCUUUAAAUCAUAUCAAUUUAGGAAAACAAAUUCAUGGUAAACUUCUAAGAGUUGGAAUCCAUGAUUCCUUCAUCAAGAAUUCACUUCUUGACAUGUACUCCAAAUGUGGCGAAAUGGAAAAAGCAAUGAUCAUUUUCAAAACUUCAGAAGUUGACUUUGUGUCUUUAAGUUCAAUAGUUAGUGGUUACAUUCAAAAUGGUAAGAUAGAAGAUGGUUUAAAAGUUUUCACCUUUAUGGUUCAUGAACAUGGCGAAAUUGACAAAUUUACCCUUGCGAGUAUUCUUUCUGGUUGUUCUGAUUCCGGGCUUUUGGAUCUUGGUCAACUUAUACAUACAUAUGUAUUGAAAACGGGACAUGAAGAUGUGUUUUUAAGUUCAUCAAUGAUAGACAUGUAUGCCAAAUGUGGAAAGUUACAAUGUUCUUUGUUAGUUUUUAAAGAAUCCAAGAUUAGAAAUGUUGUGUUAUGGACUUCCAUAAUAUCUAGUUUUGCAUCACAUGGUGAAGGAAAGGAGACUAUUCGGCUUUUUGAGAUGAUGAGAAACGAAGGGGUUGAACCAAAUGAGAUAACUUUUUUAGGGAUUUUAACUGCUUGUAGUUAUCAAGGGUUAGUUAAAGAAGGGUGUGAUUAUUUCAUGUUAAUGAAAGAUUUUCAUGGCAUUAAGCCUGAAGUCGAGCAUUAUACUUGUAUGGUGGAUCUUUUGGGAAGAGGUGAUUUAGAGAUGGCGAAAUGGGUUUGUGAAAAGUUAUGUGAAGUUGAGCCAUUAGAGAGUGGAGGUUAUGUUUUAAUGUCGAACAAGUGUGUGAAUGAUUGUAGGUGGGAGGAAGUUGCUAGGAUAAAGGGUUUGAUGCAAGAAAAGGGAAUAAAAAAGAAACCUGGCCAAUCUUGGAUCCAAUGA
This is a messenger RNA of Lactuca virosa, 1731 nucleotides long. The record is from the annotation of a GenBank genome assembly. NCBI's taxonomy places the organism in Eukaryota, Viridiplantae, Streptophyta, Magnoliopsida, Asterales, Asteraceae.